Molecule: messenger RNA, 681 nt
Organism: Rhododendron vialii
Lineage: Eukaryota; Viridiplantae; Streptophyta; Magnoliopsida; Ericales; Ericaceae
Product: protein FAR1-RELATED SEQUENCE 9-like
Exons: 3
Coding region: 1-681 (226 amino acids)
Biological process (GO): regulation of DNA-templated transcription
Source: RefSeq, a predicted model, not a curated record
AUGACUACCACCCAACGCAGUGAGAGCAUGAACAGUGUGUUUAAAAGAUAUGCCAGCUACAACCAUGAUUUGUUGCAGUUUUUCCACCAUUUUCAAAGGUUAGUCGAUGAUCCCCGCUACGAAGAACUAAAAGCUGAUUUUAGAGCAACUCAAAGUACUCCAUCUUUGUCCUUUCCGGUAGAAAUGUUGAAGCAUGCAGCAAGUAUGUACACCUCAGAUGUGUUUGUGUUGUUUCAGAGGGAGCUAAGCAAGGCUCAUGAUUGCAACUUGAAAAAAUUUGGUGAGAGUGGAACAGUAAUUGAAUAUGAUAUCAGUCCUUAUGGCAAGGAUGAUCAACACUAUCUUAUGGAUUAUUAUGUUCAUGACAUGCACUUAAAGUUCUUUGCCAUAACAACGUUACAUAUUGAAAAGGUGGACAAAGAAUGCAAAAUCAGGGAGUACAGGUACUUGUGCAUGGACAAGCUUGAUCGAAGAUCCAAAGGCAUUGAUGGGAAGACAAUACAAAGAGAAGCUUAUAAUAUUGCUUUGGAUUGUCUUAAAAAAAUUGCGGAAGAAGUGGAUGCAAGUUUGGCUGGAGAAAGUAAUGAUGGGACCUCUAAUGCCAAUAAUAAUGCAUCUCUGGAGAAUGAAGCUACCUUGGUGAAAGGAAUUGAGAAAAGAGUUAAAAGGGUUGAAAGUUAA